Messenger RNA from Phaeoacremonium minimum UCRPA7, 273 nucleotides. RefSeq names its product putative kinetochore protein. NCBI's taxonomy places the organism in Eukaryota, Fungi, Ascomycota, Sordariomycetes, Togniniales, Togniniaceae. The record is from RefSeq and is a predicted model, not a curated record. The transcript has a single exon. The coding region runs from base 1 to 273 and encodes 90 amino acids.
AUGGCGCAAGGUGCUGUCAAGAAAUCAGCAAAACCUGCUACGGCGGGAAAAUCUAAACAGCAGGCAAAGAAAGGCGCACGAGUUGCCAAGCCGAAGAAGUCAAAGACAAGCUCUGCCGACAAGAUGCAGAAGAAAUACGCCGCCGGGCUAGUCUCGAAGACAGAGAAGCUCCUGGGCGAACGAGCAGGCCAUCUAGAGCUCAUUGGCAAGGGAAAGAAGGCCGACAAGACGGAUCCACAAAAGCAAAAGGGCGGCACGAAGAAGUUCGGCUGA